GCUGUCAACACUAAUCCGCAUCGGUCUGGGGGAUCCCAGCAAUGGAGCCGUGUAAAAGGGCAGAUAUAAGAACGAUCCCAGAACAGAGGAAGAGCUUCUUUUUUUGGAUUUGGUUGUACAUCAAAAAAGGCGAGCGAGACGAUACCAGUAGCGUCAAACAAGGGAGAGAAGAGAUACCACAGACAUGGCGCCGCAACCACUCGUCACGCAUAUAUACACGGCCGAUCCGUCCGCGCAUGUCUUCGAGGGCAAGAUCUACGUUUAUCCAUCUCAUGACCGCGAAACAGACAUCCAAUUCAACGACAACGGCGACCAGUACGACAUGGCCGACUACCACGUGCUGUCGCUCGCCGAAGUGGGCGGGCCCGUGACGGACCACGGCGUGGCGCUCAAGGCCGAGGACAUCCCCUGGGUGUCCAAGCAGCUGUGGGCGCCGGACGCAGCGACCAAGGACGGCAAGUACUACCUGUACUUCCCCGCGCGGGACAAGGAGGGCAUCUUCCGCAUCGGCGUGGCGGUGAGCGACUCGCCCGCGGGGCCCUUCACGCCGGACGCGGAGCCCAUCCGGGGCAGCUACAGCAUCGACCCGGCCAGCUUCGUCGACGACGACGGGCAGGCGUACCUGUACUUCGGCGGCAUCUGGGGCGGCCAGCUGCAGUGCUGGUCGGCCGAGGGCCACUUCGACGCCGCCAUGUCCGGGCCGCAGGAGCCCACGGGCCCCGGUGUGCCAGCGCUGCUGCCGCGCGCGGCCAAGCUCAGCGCGGACAUGCGCCACUUCGCGGCGCCGGUGCAGCAGCUCGAGAUCCGUGACCCGGCCACGGGCGCGCUGUUGGCCGCCGACGACCACGCCCGCCGCUUCUUCGAGGCCGCCUGGAUGCACAAGCACCGCGGCCGCUACUACCUCAGCUACUCGACCGGCGACACGCACUACCUAGUCUACGCGGUCGGCGACCACCCGCUCGGCCCCUUCACCUACGCGGGCCGCAUCCUCGAGCCCGUCCUGGGCUGGACCACGCACCACAGCAUCGUCGAGUUUCAAGGCCGGUGGUACCUCUUCUACCACGACUGCGAGCUCAGCGGGGGCGUCGACCACCUCCGCAGCGUCAAGAUGCGCGAGAUCGUCUACGAUGACCAGGGCAGGAUUUCGCUGGCGGAGAAGCAGUAGGACAAAGUCGGCAGGGUGAGCAGUGAGAGAAAGUCGGAAGGGGUGGAGCAGGGAUAUAGGAG
Molecule: messenger RNA, 1227 nt
Organism: Cladophialophora immunda
Lineage: Eukaryota; Fungi; Ascomycota; Eurotiomycetes; Chaetothyriales; Herpotrichiellaceae
Exons: 2
Coding region: 185-1165 (326 amino acids)
Biological process (GO): carbohydrate metabolic process
Molecular function (GO): hydrolase activity, hydrolyzing O-glycosyl compounds
Source: RefSeq, a predicted model, not a curated record